This is a messenger RNA of Monodelphis domestica (gray short-tailed opossum), 2933 nucleotides long. The record is from RefSeq and is a predicted model, not a curated record. Lineage: Eukaryota; Metazoa; Chordata; Mammalia; Didelphimorphia; Didelphidae.
CAUGCUCCUAACCAACCUGCUAAUUUUGUGACUCUUAUAGGACUUUAUGGGACCUUCCUGUUCCUCUCCCAACCUGGGCAGCCUUGAUUGGCAGAACCACAAAAAGAUCAGGUUUGCUAAGAGGCGAUAUAAAGGUCAAGGCCUUUAACUAAAGCAUGAAUCAAAAACCAGAACAAAUUGAAUUGACUGGGCUCCAGACUGACCUAGAUGAAAAUAUAUUUUCUUUUAAAAUUGAACCCAAAUUUUAAAAAAAUCUUAUAGCAGCUUAGAUUAGAACCAAAUCUACACUUUUCCCCCUAAAAUAUGGCAGGAAAAAAUUGUCUCUGGACCAGACCUUAAAUUCUAAUUAUUUCAUCUGGUUCAAGUGAUUUAUAAUAAUUGCUAUCAGGUAUAUCUGUCACACACCAUACUGUGUACCUUAUGAUGGUGAAAUUGAAGGGGUAACAUCCAGAGCUAGAACCACCAACUAUUUGUUUCCAUCAACAGAACUUGAGGAAAUUGGCCAAAAUUCCAGCAUGAGUGAUGUUAGCCUUUCCCUGACAGUGAUUUAUAAUAGAGAUCACUUCCUUCUGGGCAUAUUUAAUCCAGAAGAGAUGCUCAUCCAUCAGGAGAGUUGACUGCCAACCUAUUCAAAGGCAAGAUGGACUAUGAAGCUCACCUCAAAGUCCAUCCUAACCUUUUCUAGGUUACCUGUUCACUGACAUUUGGGACACUGAAGGAAAACUUUCAUAACUUUCCUCUUCAAGAAAACUACCAGCUAAUUGGUAUAGGCUAAGGGGUGCAGUUUGUGGGGCAAGGGAAGAAUGUAAAAUACAGUUUCCUUCCAGGUACUUAUAUUAAGCUCCUUCUCAUCAUCUCUGAACACAUUUCUACUUCAAUUUAAAAGUCACAGUGACUCCAGAACAAGAUAGGUUUCAUACUCCUGUACCAGAAAAGACAGAAGAGAAUCAUGUCUGCAGGUAUCACCGAAAACGCGUGGACUUUGCAUGGCCAUGGCUCUCUCACCAGGUGAGACAGUGGAUGUCUCCAGCAGCCUGAGAAUAUUUCUGAAGUGAGGAAGCAGAGGAGAGGAUUUAUGUCCUGAAUCAUUCAUACAGGCCUGGGCCGGAGUUGUAGCCUUGCUGGAGGCCUUCAAGCAAAGGCUGCAGGGUUACUUGUCAGGGAGAAUAGAGAAUUCCUGUUCAGAUGAGGAAAUUGAGGCCCACAGAGGGAAAGUGAGUUGUCCAAGGUUGCACAGAUAAUAAGCGGAAGAUGGACCAGGAAAAAUACCCAUCCUAUGACUCUAGAGUGAAUUACGAAGCAACGAAGAUUGUCCCAGAAACAUCCAAGUUUGAUCUAGGAACAACCAGAAAUAAUACAGAAACAUCCAGGUUUGACCCAGGAAUGCCCAGGUUUGAUCCAGGAACAUCCAAGUUUGAUCUAGGAACAUCUAGAAAUGAUGCGGGGACAUCCAGGUUUGACCCAGGAAUGCGCAGAUUUGAUUCAGGAUCAUCCAAAUUUGAUCCAAGAACAUCUAGGAAUGAUGUAGGAACAUCCAGGUUUGACCCAGGAAUGCACAGAUUUGAUCCGGGAUCAUCCAAGUUUGAUUCAGGAGCAUUCAGGUUUGAGCCAGGAGUGCAUAGACUUGAUCCAGGAUCAUCCAAGUUUGAUCUGGGAACAUCUAGGAAUGAUGCAGGAAUAUCUAGGUUUGAGCCAGGAAUGCUCAGCUUUGAUCCGGAGUCAUCCAAGUUUGAUCCAAGAACAUCCAGGAAUGAUUCAGGAAUAUCUAGGUUUGACCCGAGAAUGCUCAGCUUUGAUCCCGGAUCAUCCAAGUUUGAUCCAGGAACAUCUAGGAAUGAUGCAGGAAUAUCUAGGCUUGACCCGGGAAUGCUCAGCUUUGACCCAGGAUCAUCCAAGUUUGAAAUGGGAUCAUCCAAGUUUGAUCCAGGAACAUCCAGGAAUGAUGCAGGAAUAUCCAGGUUUGACCCAGGAAUGCUCAGUUUUGAUCCAGGAUCAUCCAAGUUUGAUCUAGGAACAUCCAAGAAUGAUGCAGGAAAUUCUAGGUUUGACCCGGGAAUACUCAGCUAUGAUCCCGGAUCUUCCAAGUUUGAUCUAGGAACAUCUAAGAAUGAUGCAGGAAUAUCUAGGUUUGACCCGGGAAUGCUCAGUUUUGAUCCAGGAUCAUCCAAGUUUGAUCCAGGAACAUCCAGGAAUGAUGCAGGAACAUCCAGGUUUGACCCGGGAAUGCUCAGCUUUGAUCCAGGAUUAUCCAAGUUUGAUCCAGGAACAUCCAGGAAUGAUGCAGGAACAUCCAGGUUUGACCCCAGAGUGCACAGAUUUGAUCUGGAAUCAUCCAAGUUUGAUCUAGGAACAUCCAGGAAUGAUGUAGGAAUACCUAGCAAUGAUCCAAGAAUGUCCAGGCUUGAUCCAAAAUCAUCCAAAUCUGUGACCAGAAAAAAUCACAAGGACAUCAUGAUAGAAGUUUGUCCAGGAACCUACACUAUCACAGUGGGGUCACCUAACAUAGUCACAACGCAAAUGGUAGACGUUGACCCAGGACGAAUCAUCGAUCUGAAUUUCAACCUUUAACACUGGAUAGUGCCUUAAAAAAAAAAGAAAAAAAAAAGAGAGGCAGCAAAAAAUCAAACCACCAAACCACGCUGUGGUUCUCCUUGUCAGUAUUUAUACAUGAUAUAGUAUGUACAUAUAGUGCCAGUCACACAGAUCAGAUCUCUUAGGAACUGAGGGGGCUGUCCCUCAGUAACUAUUUUAACUUGAAUGUCCUAAAAGGGGAGAGGAAAGCUAUAUCUCUUACCUUCCCUAAUCUGAAUGUGAGGAGUGAUGUGCCUUUUUGAUAUUUGUUUCUAAAGUCAUAAUUGUUUACUUCUCUCCCCUCCCCACCCCAACACACCCCAAAAGUUAAUCAUGGAAAUAAAUUUUGGAAAUGAAAUUAA